CAACACAAAUUUGAUUCUCUCGUCGUCGUGGAGUGGGAUUGAAAACUUGCGAUGGUCCAAGUAGAAACGAGGACACCUUCCGGUAUCGCAGUUGGUUUAAAUAAAGGUCAUGUCGUUACCAAAAGAAAACUAUCGACGAAAGGAAGAGGAAGGGUGAAGAAGCGCUCCAGAUUUGUUCGAGAAGUCAUCCGAGAAGUGUGUGGUUUCGCUCCUUACGAGAAACGCAUCGUCGAACUGCUGAGAGUAGGAAAAGACAAACGUGCACUCAAAUACGCGAAAAAGAGAUUAGGUACUCAUUUGAGAGCUAAGAAGAAGAGGGAUGAGAUGGCCACUGUUUUACGUCGUAGUACUGGACGGAAAUAAAGUGAAAGCGAGUUGGUCGAUGACUCUAUAUCAUUUUAUUACUUGAGUUCGCUAGACAUUCUUUGUGUUUCAACUGGAAAAUAGUCACAUGCCAAGGCACAAGGACGUAUAUACCAUUAUCACACUAUGUAUUUGAUACCAUAUGUCUUCUUCAUUCAAGAUUUUCUCUUUGAUGAAAACGUUGCGAUAGGAUUGAAUGUCGGAAUGUUUCAAAGCUUCAUAGCGUCGUCCACUAGUUUUGAUAUCAUCGAUUCUUCGAAAGUUUCCGAUGACUUGCAUAUUCACAAUCACCGAUUUCAUCUUUCGCAAAUGGCUAUGAUUUUAAAACAGAAAUAAAACAGAAGAGGAAAUGAACAAAAUUCCUAGCGGAGGCAUGCAAUUAUGCAUAAGACAUUUGACUUCCAUUUGCAGCAUUGGAAUAAUGCCUUUUCUCUUUCAUUGGAUGCUGAGUAACCAAUCUUCCCCAUACAUUUGCUUUUUUUUCGCUAUGAAAUGUGGAAAUUCAGCAAGUUGGCUUUGUAAUAUUGCAUACAACACAUUUUCUUUCAAAACGGAAAAAACCACACCAUGAGUUUGAGAUGGAAUGCAAUCAAAAGUUCUUCGUAGUUCAUAAACAGUCGUUGUAUGAAUAUACAUUUUUACCGUGUU
Molecule: messenger RNA, 1011 nt
Organism: Galdieria sulphuraria
Lineage: Eukaryota; Rhodophyta; Bangiophyceae; Galdieriales; Galdieriaceae
Product: 60S ribosomal protein L36e
Exons: 2
Coding region: 52-363 (103 amino acids)
Biological process (GO): cytoplasmic translation
Cellular component (GO): cytosolic large ribosomal subunit; ribosome
Molecular function (GO): structural constituent of ribosome
Source: RefSeq, a predicted model, not a curated record